AUGGGAGUGUGGCGGGGAUACCGAAGAAGGGAACACAAACUCAAGUUGCUGUGAAAGCUUAGCAGGAUGAGGGCAUACUGGCUAGGAAGCAUUUAUUGCCCAUCCCUAAUUGCCCAGAGGGUAGUUAACAUUCAACCACAUUGCUGUGGGUCUGGAGUCACAUGUGGGCCAGACCAGCCAUGACAGUGUUACUGAAGAGGAUUCAUGAUGCCCUGCUUAAAAUGAUCUUUUAUUCCUUUGGGUCUAAGAUUGUAAAGCCCAAAGCCUCCGAUGUCCUAACACAACAUUUACUUCAGAGAAAACUCCCCCAUUGGACAUCGUACUUUGUUAAAUAUAGCUCUGUGGAAAAUGACCAGUUUGGACUCUCCAAUUUCAACUGGAAUGUUAAAGGGAUCAAUUACCACAUCCUCAGGACAGGCUGCUUCCCAUUCAUCAAAUACCACUGUUCCAUGGCACCCAGACGUAACUUGGAACUGGAGAAUACAUUCUUCACUGCAUUGAAAAUUAUUAACCUCGGUAUUCCCUGUUUAGCUUAUGGAAUCGGUGCAUGGUUUCUGAUCAGAGUCACUGAGAUUGUUCACACCAGUUCUGGCCCGGUGAACAUCUACUUUCUCUACCAGGAAGAUGAAGGAGCCAUUCACUAAAUCUCAAACUGCUAGCAACUUGUCUUGAAUUCACAUUCACAACAGGAGGAGACUUGAGAGUCCAUAUGAUAAAUGAAAAAUAAAGUAUUGACCUGUAAUAUUUUUUUAAAAAGCCAGUAGAUUUUUUUGUAAAAGUUUAAAAAACUAGUGUUCUUUGUUAGACUCUUUCAGUUUUGUAAGACAUAUGCAUACAGUUGCACAGCAUGACUUUUAAAUAAGAUAUCACUUCUGAUCCGAGAUUGUUUAGCAAGGUAAUCCUUCUUUAAGUGAACAUUUUACUGAAUAUAGGGUUGAUUUUUUUUCUUCCACACUGAUAUCUGCAAACUUUUUGUCGAUGCAAAAUAAAAAAUUCCUUCAUCACAACAAUCAACCAACCAUCUUUGUAACUGAAGUUGCUAUUUUUAUUUAAAAUAAAAACAGAAAAUAUUGGAAGUACUCAACAGGUCAGACUAUUUGUGGAAAGAAAAAUAGUGUGAUAUUUCAAAGAUUAUGAGCUUCAUUUCUCUCUCAACAGGUGCUGCCAUGGUGCGUCCAGCAUUGUCUGUUUUUAUUUCAGAUUUUCAUCAUUAACAAUAUUUUGAUUUUGCCAUUGGUAACACUGUGAUAAGUGUGGACAAUUUGCUUCUGGGGCUGCACACACUGAGGAUUAUUUUUGUAUAAUACUGUUCACUAUCUCUUGUUGAAAGCAACUCUGUUCUCUUAUUUUCAUUAAAUCUUACUUUGAUUUGAGAUAUUUAAAGUUUUCCCCUAUUUUUGCCUAACCUUUUAUAUCUGCCAACAGUAAAGUCAGAUCGAGUGGGAUAUGAGUUUCAUUACUCUGUUUGCGAGCUUCAUUGAUUUAUUAAAAAGAAACUUGCGAUAAACUAGCAGUAUUUAUUUCCAAUUUCCUAUUGCCCUUGAAGGUGUUGAUGAACCUUCCCAAAUCAUUGCUGUCCAUGCAAUGAAAGUGCCUCCAAAAUGCUGACAGGCAGGGAAUUUUAGGAUUUUGAGCAGUAGCAAUGAAGCUUGUGCCACACUGAUUUGGAGGUCAAGCACAGGAUAGACACCUUCUCAUUUAUAGGCCAGAAAACAUGAACAGGAAGUAGCAUGCCGGAAGCAGUAGAUGCCAUGGAAGUUUGCAGCCCAACAAUAUUAGAAAAGUUUUCAAAAAUAAGGAAGUUAAAUUGUUUUUUUCAUUUGUUUAUAGGAUGUGAGCAUUACUGGCUAGGCCAGCAUUUAUUACCCAUUCCUAAUUGCCCUUGAAAAGAUGGUGAUGAGCUGGAUUCUUGACCCACUGCGGUCACUGGCAGAUACGUAUACCCCCUGUAGGAAUGAAUUAAAUGGAUCAAUUUCAGUUGCAAUGCCUCCAUAAUUGAAUGUGAGGCAAGAAGUAUUGUCCAGGGUCAUUCUGUGACAUUCUUACAAAUAGCAAUGUG
Molecule: messenger RNA, 2059 nt
Organism: Stegostoma tigrinum
Lineage: Eukaryota; Metazoa; Chordata; Chondrichthyes; Orectolobiformes; Stegostomatidae
Gene: c33h15orf61
Product: chromosome 33 C15orf61 homolog
Exons: 4
Coding region: 162-644 (160 amino acids)
Source: RefSeq, a predicted model, not a curated record